CAACAAGCUUCAGCUCCAGUGCCGACACCUUUGCGAUCGCUCACCAUGUCGUCGCGAACGUUGGCAUCGCUAUGCCCCAAGUGUCAUUUGACAUUGCGACCGCAGCCCUUCCCUCGCUUGACGACUUCGCCAUGGUUUACACAAAGCGCCGGCUUCCGCUCAGCAACUAAGGGAAAGCCAUCACGGAUGGUACUUUCAGACGAUGUUGCACGACCCCGAGACCGAGAGGCUAGACCGCCGAGAAGACAAGUUGAAGGGCCCUUUGGUGGCAUGAACCAAACGUUUGCGAGAGUCCCCGAAAGGCGCACGGCGCGUCCUCCCAAUGCUAGGGAUUCGAGAGACUCGAGAGACUCGAGGGGAGGCUCUUCAAGCAGGUACAGCAGAGGCGAUUCCCAGACCUCUUCCGAUCCGAGAAAGGCUUUGAAAAUGCAACGGUCUCUGGCGGGUGUGUCAUACGGAAAGAGAAACGUUUUGAAGGAUAAGAUGCAAGAAUACGAGUCUUUCGACCAGUUCAACCUCUUGCCCGUUAUGAAGGACGGCAUCAAGGAUGACCUGCUGCGAGGAAUGGUGGACCUCAAGCCUACGCCCAUCCAGAGACUUGCUAUUCCGGCCAUGCUGGGCCAGUCUAGCGCAUUCAAAGUCCGGGGCGUGAAGAGGCAAGACUUCCUCCUUGCAGCCGAGACGGGUUCUGGCAAGACGCUGGCUUACAUGCUACCGGUCGUCAACGCCAUGAAGAUCGCCGAGGAGGCCAACCCCGAGAUCCAGUCCUUCAUGAAGCGCUUCCAGGAGGAGAAGGAAAGAGAGCAGAAGGCCAACAAGGGGCCAAAGUCAAAGAAGAUGUCUGCAUUCGACGAGCCUCACCCGACCAUGGCUAGACCUCGCAUAAUCGUCCUGGUCCCUUCAGCAGAGCUCGUCGAACAGGUUGGAAAGGUGGCAAAGACUCUGUCGCACGCUGUCAAGUUCAAGGCGGAGGUUCUUUCUGCUAACCUCAAGGCGCUGACGAUCCAGCGCAACCUGUACUCGCCUCGUGGUGUCGACAUGGUCGUGACGACGCCUCACCUGCUAGCCUCGAUUGCCGAAUCUGAUCCCAACGUUCUUUCUCAAGUCACCCAUCUGAUUGUCGACGAGGCGGACUCGCUCUUUGACCGAAGCUUUGCCCCUGUUACCACGACCAUCGUCGACAGGGCGAUGCCGUCUUUGAAGCAGUUCAUCCUCUGCUCAGCAACAAUCCCCAAGAGACUGGACAAUUACCUCGCAAACAACUUCCCCGACAUGACGAGAAUCACGACGCCGAAUCUUCAUGCUAUCCCCAGAAGGGUUCAGCUCGGUGUCAUCGAUGUUGUCAAGGACCCCUAUCGCAACAACAAAAAUCUGGCCUGCGCCGAUGCCAUCUACACCAUUGGCCGAGAAGCUUCCAAGCACGAAGGUCCGAUUCAAGGUGAAAUCGACGUCCGCCGAAUCAUGGUGUUUGUCAACGAGCGCGAAAAGACAACAGAGGUUGCCGAGUAUCUUCAAUCCAAGGGCAUCGAUGCUGUUGCGUUGAACCGAGACUCGGCUGAAAGUCGCCAGUCCGAGAUGCUGCAAGCAUUCACUUCAUCAGAACCUCUGCGCGCCGUGACAUCGCCAGAGUCCGCCGUGCCAGGCAAACGAUCGCUGCCCAAUACCAAGGUUAUUGUUGCCACCGACUUGGCUUCCAGAGGUAUUGACACGUUGGCUGUCCGUCACGUCAUUCUUUACGAUGUCCCGCACACCACCAUUGACUUCAUCCAUCGCCUGGGAAGAGCUGGUCGCAUGGGACGACGUGGAAGAGGCAUUGUGCUUGUUGGCAAGGAUGACAAGAAGGACGUCGUUGCCGAGGUUAAGGAGAGCAUGUUCAUGGGUCAGGCACUCAUUUAGUGGCCACUCAGGACACAGACAAACAAAAACAUUGUACAACAAUCAUGUAAAACACCUUGUAUACCACUGAAAAAAGAUAGCGUCGAGGUAGGUAAAGGGAUGGGAUGAUGCACAGAUACCUGAUAUACAUUCGGCUCAGGAGACACAAUGGCUAAGAGCGAGGUCUCAGCUCCCUAAUGAACCAUUUUCUACCAACCAAUAGACCAAGCCAUUGCUAG
Molecule: messenger RNA, 2114 nt
Organism: Colletotrichum phormii
Lineage: Eukaryota; Fungi; Ascomycota; Sordariomycetes; Glomerellales; Glomerellaceae
Product: DEAD/DEAH box helicase
Exons: 1
Coding region: 46-1896 (616 amino acids)
Molecular function (GO): mRNA binding; ATP binding
Source: RefSeq, a predicted model, not a curated record